ACACGUCUUCGUCCCCGGGAAAGCAAUGAUCCAAAUCAUGUCAAGGAGCUAUACUCCUAAGCCCACGUUAGCCCACACUCUUCUCGAAAGACAUAUCAAAUCAAUACACUCACUCUCUCUAUUAAUAUUCAAUUUCUGCAUAAUUUCUUCUGUCACUGCCCAAGACGUUCUGUAGCACUAAGGGGUGCUGGAGAUGGAGAAGAGUGAGAAUUGCACGGCCGGGAACGUGAAGAAGAAGAAGGGCAAGAGCAAGAACAUGAAGAAGGGGUUCAGCGACGAGCAGAUCAGGCUGCUGGAGACCAUGUUCGAGUCCGAGGCAAAGCCAGACCCCAGGAGGAAGAUGGAGCUCGCGAGGGAGCUGGGGUUGGAGCCGCGGCAGGUGGCGAUAUGGUUCCAGAACAGGAGGGCUCGGUGGAAGUCGAAGCAGGUCGAGCAAGAGUACAGGGUGCUGAGAGCCAGUUACGAGAAGCUGUUGGCCGAGUUCGAGUGUUUGAAGACAGAAAAACAGGAUUUGGAGAACGAGUUGCAGAAGCUGAGUGGCAUGUUAGACAAAAACCAUGGUGGGGGCAGGAUCUGCAGAGAGGCUAGCAAUUUAGAGGAUGAAGAUACAGAUUGCAAGAACGAAGCCAACCCGUUUGGGCCACACGAAUCUUUCGAUCAGAGUUUGAUUGUCGCCUCACCCGACGACCAAUUAAACGAGACAGAGAAGUCGUCAGAAGAUGUGCGGGAAAGCCGGGACGAAGAAAAUUGUUCGGUGGCAUUGCCAGAGAAGUGGAGCAACUUUGGUCCGAGCGACAUUUUAGACUAUUCUUGCAGCAAUGCGGCGCCGUGGUGGAACUUCUGGACCUGAGAAGGGGUGCUGCCUAGGCAAUCGAACUUUCGGAAUUCAGUGUAAACAUGAAUUUGACUUGCAUCGGGGUCUCAUCAGUAGCUAGAACAUUGUACAGAAUGGGGAUAGCCGGUGGUGUAAAUGGUCCUGCUCGAACAGCGACGAAGAGACCGCUCGGUGAUAGAGGUUUCACAGACGAGGAAAGAAAUGAAAUGAAUUUCAGUAAGAGCUCGAGACAUGGAAGUUCUUUUGUGAUGGUAGUACAGUGGACAUGUAAAGACAUGUUAGAGGUAUUUGAAUUAACGGUUUGUUCUUGC
This is a messenger RNA of Eucalyptus grandis, 1146 nucleotides long. RefSeq names its product homeobox-leucine zipper protein ATHB-12-like. The record is from RefSeq and is a predicted model, not a curated record. Gene Ontology annotation, molecular function: DNA-binding transcription factor activity, RNA polymerase II-specific; sequence-specific DNA binding. Gene Ontology annotation, cellular component: nucleus. The transcript is spliced from 2 exons. The coding region runs from base 194 to 850 and encodes 218 amino acids. NCBI's taxonomy places the organism in Eukaryota, Viridiplantae, Streptophyta, Magnoliopsida, Myrtales, Myrtaceae. Gene Ontology annotation, biological process: positive regulation of DNA-templated transcription.